Messenger RNA from Zophobas morio, 825 nucleotides. RefSeq lists its product as uncharacterized. The coding region runs from base 7 to 825 and encodes 272 amino acids. The record is from RefSeq and is a predicted model, not a curated record. Gene Ontology annotation, cellular component: synaptonemal complex. The transcript is spliced from 11 exons. Lineage: Eukaryota; Metazoa; Arthropoda; Insecta; Coleoptera; Tenebrionidae. Gene Ontology annotation, molecular function: ubiquitin protein ligase activity. Gene Ontology annotation, biological process: reciprocal meiotic recombination.
AAGAAGAUGGAAGUCGCGAAUUUGGCAAAUCUUAUAGUUGUCCUGCCUAUGGUAUUAGCCGGAUUAAUGCCGGAUGUGGUUAUUGACAUAUGCGGGAGAGCACUGUCUUUCUGGAACUACCAAACUCUGCAAGAUCGGGCAUAUCAGGAAGCUAUGGUAACCUCAUAUAAGCAGAAGAUUAAUGAAAUGCGGCAAGAAUACGAAACGGCAUAUACCAACGCCGUUAACGAAAUUAAUCGCCUUCAGCUUAAAACUGAAACCCUUCAAAAGGAAAACAGAGAAUGGGAAUUACGUUAUAGAGAGACUUCUGAAAAUAACGAAGAAAAAAGUCGUAAGAUUAUACAACUUCAAAACAUGUGCAGCAGCCUGAAGUCGUAUAAUUCUACUCCAUCAAGCCAACUAAAAGGAAAUACAAAUCUUUUGCAAUCAUCUAUAGAAGGCACGAUCCCUCCUCAACCCUUUUCUUUUGGCGGGAGAACGGUAAAACCUCCUAAAGAGUGGCUUCUUAAUAGCCCUUUUAAAGAAAAUCUACCAGUAACCCUCGAUUUACAUCGCCAUCAUUUUCAGAGACCAGCUUCGACAAAAAGUACAACUCCCGGGAAACCUAAUCUUAUUGGUUUUAAGCCGUUAAGCACAACGCCCCUUCAACCAAUCGCUAAUAAUCAGAAGUCGGCCCAGCAGUGCACCUCACAACCACAAAGUUCUUCUUUUCGUACUCCAAUUGUGUUGCCUAAAAGACCGAAAACACCAGGAAAAGGGCCGAAUCCUAAUCUUUCCUUUUCACAAGCACUUGAUAUGAGAAGAGCGAGACGUUUAUAUGAAUAA